GACGGACGUCUAUUCGAUCGACGACAAGGAACGCAACGACAUCGACGAAUAUCGCAACCAUGCAGAUUUUCGUCAAGACUCUCACGGGUAAGACCAUUACCCUCGAGGUCGAAUCCUCGGACACCAUCGACAAUGUCAAGUCCAAGAUCCAGGACAAGGAGGGCAUUCCCCCCGACCAGCAACGUUUGAUCUUUGCCGGAAAGCAGCUUGAAGAUGGCCGCACUCUCAGCGAUUACAACAUCCAGAAGGUACUUCUUGAAAUCCGUUGUGGAGGAAUCGAUAUGUUAUAUUUCGGCAAGAAUGGUAUUGGAAGCGAGAUGAUAAGAAUAUAUGUUGACGGAUGAUUUGCUUCACAGGAGUCCACUCUUCACCUUGUCCUCCGUCUCCGUGGUGGUAUCAUUGAGCCCUCCUUGAAGGCCCUUGCCUCAAAGUACAACUGCGAGAAGUCCAUCUGCCGCAAGUGCUAUGCUCGUCUUCCCCCCCGUGCCACCAACUGCCGCAAGAGGAAGUGCGGUCACUCCAACCAGCUCCGCCCCAAGAAGAAGCUCAAAUAAACAACUCGCCCCAAAUUCUCUUUUUCCUCUCUCUCCCUAUCCCUUCGUCAUUCCUCCAAAUCAGACAAAUCAGACAAACGCUUGUAUUUUCUGCGUCGUUCUUGCUGGCGUCUUUUCCAUAAUUUCACCGGGGGUUCAAUGUGGGAUUAUACGAUAUUCUACAAAUACAAAAUACAAAGCGAAAAAUUAAAGUGAAAUGAGAAGAAAUUAUGCAAGAACAUAUACUUUCUUAAACCAGUUUCUACUUUGUUGGAGGGAAAUGGCUAUCAUAGUCUGAAUAUGAGUAGUAUGGGAAUGGAGAGGCGUGGCUCAUGAUGAUAAUAAUAUCGAAUGAAUGGAGUCCACUGUCGUUACGUAUGAA
This is a messenger RNA of Talaromyces stipitatus ATCC 10500, 915 nucleotides long. Its product is annotated as ubiquitin. NCBI's taxonomy places the organism in Eukaryota, Fungi, Ascomycota, Eurotiomycetes, Eurotiales, Trichocomaceae. Gene Ontology annotation, biological process: modification-dependent protein catabolic process; translation; protein ubiquitination. The transcript has 4 exons. Gene Ontology annotation, cellular component: ribosome; nucleus; cytoplasm. The record is from RefSeq and is a predicted model, not a curated record. Gene Ontology annotation, molecular function: ubiquitin protein ligase binding; structural constituent of ribosome; protein tag activity. Bases 60 to 344 code for a protein of 94 amino acids.